UCUCGCAUUACUCGAUUGUACCUUUCCGACGAACUAUACUUUCGUUCUAGGUACAAUAUCUUAAAGCGUUAGGACUGCGGAUGAGUUUGUAGCGAAUCAUUUCUCCAUCCCUCGAGUAUCUUCUUAACUGCUCUUCUUCUGAACAAACUUCCAAGUUUCUAGCACGCUGAUGAGUGAAUUUGAUGCUUGAAUUCAAUAAUUAAACUCUCAGCGAAAUUUUGUUGCUAACAUGAAUCAGUUGCUAGUUAGGGCUGUGAUGAGGCGGCUGAUCGCCGGCGGUAGUGCUAGCCGGUACGUCUCGUCACUUUCGGAAUCGUUGACUUUUGUUGUGAAGGCGCCGGCGCUGAGGUCGCUGGAUGAGCCGGCAAUGACUAUGACGGCGUUCUGUUGUCGUUGGGAGAGCAGAAGAAUGAUGAGCUCGACGACGACCGCAGGGGUGGAGAAAGACAAGGAUAAGAAGCAGGGCGGCGAUGUGAAGGAGAAGAAGGAGGGGAAUGGUGAGUUGGAGGUUUCAAGCUAUUGGGGCAUCAUGCGACCGCAGAUCACGAAAGAAGACGGUAGCGUGUGGCCGUGGAAUUGUUUCAUGCCAUGGGAGGCAUAUCGGGCAGACGUGUCGAUAGAUCUAACCAAGCACCAUGUACCAAAGACAUUCAUGGACAAAUUUGCUUUCAGGACGGUGAAAAUUCUUAGAAUUCCAACUGAUAUCUUCUUCCAGAGGCGAUACGGGUGUCGUGCUAUGAUGCUGGAGACGGUGGCAGCAGUUCCUGGAAUGGUGGGAGGGAUGCUUCUGCAUCUGAGAUCUCUCCGCAAGUUCGAACACAGCGGCGGCUGGAUCAAAGCAUUACUCGACGAAGCAGAGAACGAGAGGAUGCACCUGAUGACCAUGGUGGAGCUUGUGAAGCCAAAGUGGUACGAAAGGCUACUGGUUCUUGUGGUGCAAGGGGUGUUCUUCAACUGUUUCUUCGUCAUUUACCUGUGUUCUUCCAAGCUCGCACACAGAAUCGUGGGAUAUCUAGAGGAGGAAGCCGUACAUUCAUACACCGAGUUUCUGAAUGACAUUAACAGCGGCAAGAUUGAAAACGUUCCGGCCCCUGCCAUUGCCAUAGACUAUUGGAGACUGCCGAAGGACGCAAGGCUCAAGGAUGUCAUUACAGUCAUUCGUGCAGAUGAAGCCCAUCAUCGAGAUGUCAACCAUUUUGCUUCUGAUAUACGUUAUCAGGGCAAGGAAUUGAAGGAAGCACCUGCUCCUAUUGGGUACCACUAACAUCAGGUUGCAUCCAAUGAUUACCAAUUUAUGCCCAUUAUAAUACUAUACAUGUACUUUGUCAUGGUCUGAUUGAGGACCAGAGUUUUACUCUGUAAUGUUUUUAGAGAUAUGUGUUACCUGUUUCUUGUUCAAACUCUAAACUUAUGGUAAAUAAAUAAAUGUAGACCACUGACUUUUAUAAUUUUA
Messenger RNA from Ipomoea nil (Japanese morning glory), 1453 nucleotides. RefSeq names its product ubiquinol oxidase, mitochondrial. The record is from RefSeq and is a predicted model, not a curated record. The transcript has 4 exons. Gene Ontology annotation, biological process: alternative respiration. Lineage: Eukaryota; Viridiplantae; Streptophyta; Magnoliopsida; Solanales; Convolvulaceae. Gene Ontology annotation, cellular component: mitochondrion. Bases 230 to 1264 code for a protein of 344 amino acids. Gene Ontology annotation, molecular function: alternative oxidase activity.